UAGAGCUGAGUGGGAGAGGGCAAUAAUAACUUUACCGCUGUUUUAGGGAACUGCCCUAAAAGAGAACAGAGCCGAGUCAAAGUAACUGCAGCGUGCUGGAACUGAAGCUCGCGAGCUUCUGCUCUCUCUGCAGACCUUCAUGGCCUCCGAGGCGGCAGUCGUCCACACCGGCGGUUGCCACUGCCGCCGCGUGCGGUGGCAGGUCGAGGCCCCCGCGAGCGUGGUGGCGUGGAUCUGCAACUGCUCCAGCUGCUCCAUGCGCGGGAACACCCACUUCAUCGUCCCCGCCGCCAAGUUCAAGCUGCAGCCCGGCGCCGACGAGUUCAUCACCACCUACACCUUCGGCACGCACACGGCCAAGCACACCUUCUGCAAGGCCUGCGGCAUCACCUCUUUCUACACCCCGAGGUCCAAUCCGGACGGCGUGGCCGUCACCGUUGCCUGCGUCGACCCCGGCACCGUGAAACACGUCGAGUACAGGAAGUUCGAUGGGGGGAACUGGGAGAACUUUUUCAGGACCAGCGACAUCGCCGGAUUCUCCAAGAACAAGGCAGAGGCGGCGGAGUAGCGGGCAGAUUCUCUGCGGAACUGGUAUUAUUUCCUCAUCAUUAAUCAUAUUAGUUCUGAAGGUUGAAUCAGUUUAGUGCCCUUUUCUUUGAACUAGAGCGGUCUUCUUUUUGCGAUGCAUUUCUCUUUACCCUGUGGCAAUGAAGACACCAUUUUCUUAAGCUGGUAGCCCCUCGCAUCUUCAUAAUUGCACUUUCGUGGGUCUCUGAUGCCAUUGCAUUUGUUUGUUUAUGACAAAAAAUGGCACAAACCAUAGACCACACAGUCUAUCAAAAGCAAAGACAUCCGUUCAAUAUGAAGUGUCUUUCUACAGUGCAUUUCAGACUGUGAAGUAUGAACACUGCUACAACUGAUUACCUUGUUAUUAAAAAAAACUGAUUACCUGA
Messenger RNA from Sorghum bicolor (sorghum), 953 nucleotides. Its product is annotated as centromere protein V. The transcript is spliced from 2 exons. The coding region runs from base 140 to 568 and encodes 142 amino acids. Lineage: Eukaryota; Viridiplantae; Streptophyta; Magnoliopsida; Poales; Poaceae. The record is from RefSeq and is a predicted model, not a curated record. Gene Ontology annotation, molecular function: carbon-sulfur lyase activity.